UCCGUUUAUUCCUUUCUCUCAUACUAGUUACGGAAAUAGUUGAGAUUUGAAAUUGCACACUUGAAUCCAUAUCCGUUGAUGACUUGUAUAAGCGCAAUCUAUUCCAGGUCGAGGCAUAGGCGUCUCCAGAGGUCCAUAAGUGUGCUAACAGGAAGAACAUAGAGUGACCCUAUCUCGAACCCGAUGUCUUUCGAAUUAGAGCCAUAUUUAAGCCUGGGCCAUGAGGCUCCCCCCACUUUCCAUCUCCAACCACCAUCAACCAUGACGAUCCCCGAGGAAAUUGCCCCAGCCGCCAAAGCACCGCCCGAAUGGAAGGUCUGUACAAGGAAACUGAGAACUCUACGGCGCCUCUUCCGAUCUUGCAGUAUUCCAAUCCGCCGCCGGCCUCCAACUAGCGUAACUAACCCCGCGCCUUUCCCAUUCCUCCGCCUUCCGCGGGAGCUCCGCGACCAGAUCUACCGCGAGCUGCUAAUCGUCGACAACAACAACAACAACAACAACGAGGACGGCGACAACGCUGGUGGGACGCGACGCCCUACUGUCCGGCGGGCGGGGGGCCGCGCCGCCCUCGACCGCGCCUGACCCUCGGCCUGCUGCGGGUCUGCCAGCGCGUGCGCCAGGAAACGCUGCCGAUGGUGUUCGCGCACAACCAAAUCUGGCUGGACG
Molecule: messenger RNA, 666 nt
Organism: Aspergillus fijiensis CBS 313.89
Lineage: Eukaryota; Fungi; Ascomycota; Eurotiomycetes; Eurotiales; Aspergillaceae
Exons: 3
Coding region: 184-582 (132 amino acids)
Source: RefSeq, a predicted model, not a curated record